Carassius gibelio (silver crucian carp) is the source of this 2678-nucleotide messenger RNA. RefSeq names its product outer mitochondrial transmembrane helix translocase. The coding region runs from base 187 to 1275 and encodes 362 amino acids. The transcript has 10 exons. Gene Ontology annotation, molecular function: ATP hydrolysis activity; ATP binding. Gene Ontology annotation, cellular component: mitochondrial outer membrane. Lineage: Eukaryota; Metazoa; Chordata; Actinopteri; Cypriniformes; Cyprinidae. The record is from RefSeq and is a predicted model, not a curated record.
ACCUAAACUCUUUUGCCAACCGUUAAUAAACCAUAGAAGAAGUAGAGGACUGUGGAGGAAUAAAAUGUUUUUAAAAAUCUGCUCGCUGGAAGUAAAUUAAACGUUGGAUUAAAAGGAAACUUUUUUUUUUCUUUUACAAUAUUUACAAGACCCAGUAAUAAAGACGGUUCAGGUGAAUUUAAGAAGAUGGUACUGAAAGAGAUUCCAACAGACAACAUCACCCGCCCUUUGGGCCGGAACGAGGUCAUAGGUCUACUCUUUCGCCUCACAAUAUUUGGUGCCGUCACAUAUUUUACAAUAAAGUGGAUGGUGGAUGCCAUUGAUCCAACAAGAAAACAGAAACUUGAGGCACAAAAACAGGCCGAGAAACUCAUGCGGCAGAUUGGAGUGCAGAAUGUGAAGCUUUCUGAAUAUGAGAUGAGCAUCGCAGCUCAUCUUGUGGAUCCUCUAACUAUGCAGAUUACAUGGUAUGACAUUGCAGGCCUGGAUGAAGUCAUAACUGAACUGAAAGACACCGUUAUACUUCCGAUCCAGAAGAGACAUCUGUUUGUAGGAUCCAGGCUUCUUCAGCCACCCAAAGGUGUGUUGCUGUAUGGGCCUCCAGGCUGUGGGAAAACGCUUAUAGCCAAAGCUACGGCCAAAGAGGCUGGAUUCCGCUUCAUUAACCUGCAGCCUUCCACUCUCACUGAUAAAUGGUACGGAGAAUCCCAGAAACUAGCUGCUGCUGUCUUUUCGCUGGCCAUCAAGCUACAGCCCUCUAUUAUCUUCAUCGAUGAGAUCGAUUCCUUUUUGAGGAGUCGCUCAAGUUCAGAUCAUGAGGCCACCGCUAUGAUGAAGGCUCAGUUCAUGAGCUUAUGGGACGGACUGGAUACUGACUACAACUGCCAGGUCAUAAUAAUGGGAGCCACCAAUCGGCCACAAGAUCUUGAUUCUGCAAUACUCCGAAGGAUGCCCACAAGAUUCCACAUCAAUCAGCCUAAUGUCAAGCAGAGGAGAGACAUAUUGAAACUGAUCCUCAAGAAUGAGAAUGUUGAGUCUGCUGUGGACUUUGGUGAAAUUGCAAAACAGACCGAUGGGUUCUCAGGAAGUGACCUCAGAGAGAUGUGCCGAGAUGCUGCUCUGCUUUGUGUGCGUGACUUUGUGCACCAGGAAAGUCCAGAUGAAGACUUCAUCCGUCCCAUCAGGCAGGAAGACUUGCAGAGGGCAAUUGGGAAGAUGAGGAAGUCCAAAUCUGCAGGAGUGCAAGAUGCGUUUAUGCAUGUACCACUGGACUGAAAUGUGAUUCUGCUGUUUUAAAAGAACAAGAAACUAGAUUUGGUCUAUUUUUUCUUAUUUGUGGCAUAUCGUCAUGUUUUGCAAGAGGGAAAAACUCAGGAUUUAUAAAAGGUGGAAUGGGUUUUUAUUUUAUUUAUGUUUUGCGCUGUAAUUUCCAUACUGUAUUUGCAACUCAAUCAAUGAGCCUUAUUAAAAAAAAUAAUCAUUCUAAUUACAUGUGUGCAACCAUUCUUAAGUAAAUUGUCUCUUCAGUGGGACAGUUUACAAAAGAAUGGAACAGUUUACAUAAAAUUAAUUUUGCUUGUGUUUCAAGAAUAAGGCCUAUUGUGUUUGUCUUCAUAGCUUUGGUUUGUGUGGUUUUGCUUGUUCUGUAAAACCCUGUGAGAGGUUCGUGAAGAUGGGGAAACAGUGUAGUUACUAUUUCCAGGUACGUACUUUCCCCUGCAAUAAUACUUUUUUACAAUAUGUAACAAUUCAGCUGAUUUGUGAGCACAAAAACAUCAAGACGAUUUCUAACUCAGAACAGCUUGUUUCCCCAGCGAGUGAAGGAUUUGAUUGAGGUGCAUUUAUGGAUUUAUAAGCCAUUUAUAUUUAAUAAAAUGUUUAAGCGUUUAAUUUAACCCAGAGUAGAGGUUAUGUGGUGACCUGUUGUAUAGAUAUUUAUUUGUAAAACAUUAAAUAUGCUCACACAGAAUAUUUGGGGCCAGUGCAAGAAUCUUUCAGUUACUAAGUUUCCUAGUUUACAAUAGUACACUGAUAUCUUCAGUCUAAAUGUGCUUCGAUUAAAGCAAAAAGCCCCAUGAAGCCGUGGUACAUUGAAUUUAGAACAGCUACGGGUCAUGGUUUGGCACAACACGAAGUGUUAUUAAAUUCACUGUAAACCAUGGCUUCUUGGGGGGUUACUGCUUUUAUAAAAUGGUUAUUCCAUAUAUGUAGUAAGAUUUCACAGAAUAAAACAGCAAAUAAAGUAAUGAUAUAAAUAAAAAUAGUAUUCUUCCAGCAAACAAUGUAGUUCCUCAGAAUCAGUUGUGGUUCCAACAAAGUGAUUGCUGAGCAACACACAGAAGUAAACAAAGGUGUAUGUUUGUAGUGUCAUUUACAACAACUUCGAAUGUGGCUCAACCAGUCCGAAGCAAGGACCGGAACUAUCCGUUUAACAAGUCAGAAUAUACAGUUUACACUGUUGAAAAAUAGGACUGCAAUGGUUUGUCUUAAUGAAGUUUAUUGGAAUGAUUGCCCAAUGCACAUUACAUCAAAUAUUGUAAGAAAUUGCAAAAUGUAAAUCUCACAAGUUUGUACAAAAAGUAUUAAAGAAGUAAAUAAAUUUCCUGUAAGAUAAUAAAUAUGUUUAGGUUGGUCCGUUAAGAAAAUGGAAAGACAAUAAAUAUACUCUUGUUCCUUCA